AUGCAAACAGUAAAAGCUAAAGAAACCAAACAGUCUCCAACUCUCUAUCCACCUCUGAUCAUGGAAGGUAACAGUAGCAGCUCGGAGGCAACAACGGAGGUAGCCGGAAGGGAAACCUCCGGGACAGCAGCGCCGUGCAGGUGGAAUCCGACGAAAGAACAAAUAAUAAUGCUGGAGAAUUUGUAUAGGCAAGGGGUGAGAACACCAACGGCCGAUCAGAUUCAAGAAAUCACAAGCAGAUUAAGGACAUAUGGACACAUUGAAGGUAAAAAUGUCUUCUAUUGGUUUCAAAAUCACAAGGCAAGGCAAAGGCAGAAGCAAAAACAAGAUCAUCUCUCUUACUUUCAUCAAUACCUUCAUCAUCACCACCACCUGCACCAACCGGCGGCUGUCUUUCCGGUACCCUAUCAUCCCAAUGUUGUAUAUGGGCAAUGCUAUAUCCCACAAAGUGAUCACCUAGGGUUCUAUCCGAAGGUGCUAAUACCAAGUGCCACCACCACCAUUAAGAGAAGGUCAUCUCGGGCUGUCAAACCUAAACUGUCUUCCGGUGCUGGAACCCUUGUCGGAGGUAAUAAUCCGAUCAAACCAAAGAUGGUCAACGACAACAACAUUCAACAAGAAACUUUGGAUCUUUUCCCACUUCAACCUACUGGGAUUUUGCAACACAGGGAAGCACCUACAAGCAAUGUUAAUCAUCAUUCUAUGACUGCUUGUACAUCAAGCUUCUCCGAUCGUACGCAAGACCAACGCUUUUUUGACUUUUUCUCUUGUUAAUGGU
Lactuca saligna is the source of this 778-nucleotide messenger RNA. The record is from the annotation of a GenBank genome assembly. NCBI's taxonomy places the organism in Eukaryota, Viridiplantae, Streptophyta, Magnoliopsida, Asterales, Asteraceae.